CCUUCUUCACUAAGAGGAGAUGCGCGUGUGGAAAUUGCUUUCAGUGCGCGGCGGAAAAUUCGUCCACCCAAAACAUGUCGUCGUCUUCUAGCGAGGAUUGUUUCACGAUCGUGGAUGUGCCGGAGAAUCGCUAUGACGAGGCAAUCCACCAUCUGAGAUGGAACUUUUUCGCCGAUGAGCCGCUUAAUAACGCUAUAGGGCUUUGCGCGAGGGGGGAAUCUCAGCGCGCACUUGAGCGACACUGCCUUCUCACCUUGAAGCAGGGUUACUCCAGGAUGCUAGUGAAUAAGAAGGGAGCGAUAGCGGGAAUGGCACUAAACGGUAUCCUAAAGAAAGGUGAACGUGAGGAAGAAGAGCGACGUUUCGAUGAGUUAGAUGACGAAAAGUUCAAGAUGAUCAAGAAACUACUCUACAAAGUGAAUGAUAAGGUCGAUUUGUUCGCCAAGUAUGAUGUGGAUGAGCUGUUCGAGUGCCGAAUCCUUAGCGUUGACGCAGAUUAUCGCGGUAAAGGUUUGGCCAGUAUUCUUAUGGACGAUAGUGAGAAAGUCGCCAAAAAUGCCGGGUUUAAGGUGUGUAAGGCUGAUGCAACCAGUGCAUUCUCACUGAAAGUCUAUCUGAAGCACGGCUACCAGGUGGAAGCAGAAAUCCCGUACACGGAAUUGGACAAGUCUAUCAGACCGGCGCCGCCCCAUCAGGCGUUAAAACUGAUGGUGAAGUUGUUAGAUUGAAGAUAAAAUGAGAAAGUCCGCUCGCUUGGAGAGCUUAUAAUUAAAUUAAACCGUCAACACACACGAAACCGUAAAGCGUAAAGUAGAUAAAAGAUAUAUGUAUCAUCGUCGUGUCGUGACAAUAACAGCACUUAAUGUAUGUCUCGAUGUCACGAAUGACGUGACAUCUUCUCAUAGAAUAUUUAUCUAAAAACAAAAGAGAAAUGUGUGUAUUAUGCGUUUCACGUAAUACGUGUCGAAACGUAUCCGAAUGGUAUCCGGUAUUACUGCCCCUGUGUGUUCUAAAGAAGGAAUGUUCGUUGUUAAGAGAAACGGAAACAAAGAACAAUUAUUCAAUGAAAUUGAAUAAUUUAACACAGCGAAUGGGCGAAUCAGCUAUAAAGUCUAUCAAAUGUUUAGACGUCCAUUUAGACGUUUGAUAGACGUCUCACAUUCGGAUCUUUUAUUUCUGUUCUACACGGAAGUCAACACGACUCUAAAAGUCAAAUCUAUUAUAGUAAAAAAGAUAUAAUACGAAAUGUAAAAUCGUGUAUAUCAUUCAAUUCUUAUAUACAUAUUAUUAAAAAUCAUAAAGAUUUAAAACAAACGUAAAUACCAA
Molecule: messenger RNA, 1326 nt
Organism: Trachymyrmex cornetzi
Lineage: Eukaryota; Metazoa; Arthropoda; Insecta; Hymenoptera; Formicidae
Product: dopamine N-acetyltransferase
Exons: 3
Coding region: 75-728 (217 amino acids)
Molecular function (GO): N-acetyltransferase activity
Source: RefSeq, a predicted model, not a curated record